Messenger RNA from Cokeromyces recurvatus, 631 nucleotides. RefSeq names its product histone H2A. Gene Ontology annotation, cellular component: nucleosome. Gene Ontology annotation, molecular function: protein heterodimerization activity; DNA binding; structural constituent of chromatin. The record is from RefSeq and is a predicted model, not a curated record. The transcript has a single exon. NCBI's taxonomy places the organism in Eukaryota, Fungi, Mucoromycota, Mucoromycetes, Mucorales, Mucoraceae. The coding region runs from base 9 to 404 and encodes 131 amino acids.
AAAUAAAAAUGUCUGGUGGUAAAUCUGGUGGAAAAUCUGCUUCUGGCUCAAAGUCUCAAACCCGUUCUUCUAAGGCCGGUCUUCAAUUCCCCGUUGGUCGUAUUCACCGUCUUCUUCGUCGUGGUAACUAUGCUCAACGUGUAGGUGCCGGUGCUCCCGUUUACCUUGCUGCUGUUCUUGAAUACCUUGCUGCUGAAAUUCUUGAAUUGGCUGGUAACGCUGCUCGUGAUAACAAGAAGUCUCGUAUCAUUCCUCGUCACUUGCAAUUAGCCAUCCGUAACGAUGAAGAAUUGAACAAACUCCUUGGUCACGUCACUAUUGCUCAAGGUGGUGUUCUUCCUAACAUUCAUGCUUCCUUAUUGCCUACUAAGAGUAAGAAGGUUGCUGGUUCUCAAGACGCUUAAAUUUGUACAAAAAAAAGAACAGAUUUAUAAAUAAUUUGUUAUUACAACAAUCUAGCAUUUUUUUUUCCUUAUUUUGAUAUCCCUCCAAUUAAAUAUUAACUUGAAUGAAAAUCAAAAAAAAAAUAUUUGACUCCAUUUGUAAAAUUUGUCGCUUUUUUUUUUCUUUUGGCUUUUUUUUGUAAAUAAAUCCAAAAAAUAUUUAAAAUACGAGGCUUUAAACUGUUUAA